GGAGGAGGAGGAGGAGGAGGAAGCGGAGGCGGAGGCGUCGCUGGCCGCGGCGCUGCCUUUUGAACUGCGGGGGACGGGGACGGGCACGGCAGGUUAUGGGUGCUACAUGUGUGCUUUCAGAGCACUAGUGUGAGGAGCUUGACGUGGGAUGGCAGGACGGCCUCAUCCCUAUGACAGUAACUCCAGUGAUCCAGAGAACUGGGAUCGGAAGUUGCAUAGUAGACCUCGUAAACUUUAUAAGCAUUCAAGUACUCCCUCGCGUGUGGCAAAAGGAGGAGUUGACCACACCAAAAUGAGCCUACAUGGUGCUAGUGGGGGACAUGAGCGCUCUCGAGACAGACGAAGGUCAAGUGACAGAUCACGGGAUUCAUCUCAUGAGAGAGCAGAGUCUCAGCUCACUCCUUGCAUUAGAAACGUGACUUCUCCAACACGACAGCACCAUGCUGAACGAGAAAAAGAUCAUAGUUCCUCUCGUCCAAGCAGUCCUCGUCCUCAAAAACCCUCCCCAAAUGGUUCCAUGAGCAGUGCUGGGAACAGCAGCAGAAACAGUAGUCAGUCAAGUUCAGACGGUAGCUGUAAGGCCUCUGGAGAGAUGGUCUUUGUAUAUGAAAAUGCAAAAGAAGGCGCUCGGAGUGUGAGAACAUCAGAACGAGUGACCCUGAUUGUGGAUAACACAAGAUUUGUUGUAGACCCGUCCAUUUUUACUGCGCAGCCAAAUACAAUGUUGGGCAGGAUGUUUGGAUCUGGCCGAGAACACAAUUUCACUCGUCCCAAUGAGAAGGGAGAAUAUGAGGUGGCAGAGGGAAUUGGUUCCACUGUAUUUCGAGCUAUUCUGGAUUACUAUAAGACAGGGAUAAUCCGCUGUCCUGAUGGCAUAUCUAUUCCUGAGCUGAGAGAAGCAUGCGAUUACCUUUGUAUCUCCUUUGAAUACAGUACAAUUAAGUGUCGAGAUCUCAGUGCCCUGAUGCAUGAGCUUUCAAAUGAUGGUGCUCGUAGACAGUUUGAAUUUUAUCUGGAAGAAAUGAUCCUUCCUCUCAUGGUAGCCAGUGCCCAGAGUGGGGAACGCGAAUGCCAUAUAGUGGUGCUUACAGAUGACGAUGUCGUGGAUUGGGAUGAGGAGUACCCACCCCAGAUGGGAGAAGAGUACUCACAAAUUAUUUAUAGCACAAAAUUAUAUAGAUUUUUCAAGUACAUUGAGAACAGAGAUGUGGCCAAAUCAGUUUUGAAGGAGAGAGGUCUUAAGAAGAUUAGAUUGGGAAUAGAAGGUUAUCCUACCUACAAAGAAAAAGUAAAGAAAAGGCCAGGGGGCCGCCCAGAAGUCAUUUACAACUAUGUCCAAAGGCCUUUUAUUCGAAUGUCCUGGGAGAAGGAGGAAGGGAAGAGCCGGCAUGUAGACUUUCAGUGUGUAAAGAGUAAGUCAAUCACGAACCUGGCGGCAGCUGCUGCAGACAUUCCCCAGGACCAGCUGGUAGUCAUGCUCCCGACUCCGCAAGUGGACGAGCUGGACAUCCUCCCCAUCCACCCCCCUGCCGGCAACAGCGACCUCGAUCCUGAUGCACAGAAUCCGAUGCUGUGAUGUGGAUGUACUGGAAACCAUAGCAUGCUACUCUUCACAGUGACGUUGUACUCCCCGUUCUGCACUGCAAGGCCACCUUUUUCAUUGUGAGAUGCACACGUUUAGGAUAAUGCAGUGUAGGCUCUUUUAAAAGACCAACAGGUAGCUGGAUGGUUUUUUAAUGAGUACAGCUUCAGCAUUUGGAAGAAGUUCCAGUUCUAUAAAUGUAUUUGUUUACCAGUAGGUUUGUGGAAUCGGUUCUUUGUUUGGGGGACAGCCCUGUUCACACAUCUGAGUCCUGAAGAAGUGGUGGGAGUGGGCAGCUGGGGUCCUUUCAACGUAGAAUGAGAUGCAUCACACCCCAGAUAAAAUGCAGAAUAUUACAUAGUUGCACUUUAUAAAUGUGGUUAAAUGGAACUGUACAAGCCAUUUGAGUUGUGAUGCACAGUGUAACUUAAACAAGUGCUUCUAUCAAAGUAUUCUUUCAGUAAAAUGUGUAUAGUUUUCCCAUGAUGAACAAAAAAGUAUUUAUCUUGGGUUUGUUUGAAUGACUAGGGUGCGAUUGAUGCUCAUAACUUAUCAGUUCAUUUUCUGCAGCGCUGCCUCACCCUUUUAGAGUGAGUCACAUGCAGGGAGUGUGAACGCCAGGGGUGGUUUAUCAUCCAGUCUGCCUUACCCUUAAUCUCUGCACAGAUAUUUAUUUACUAAUGAUUUUUUUUUCUUAAGAGUUAUGGGAUUGGAAAAUGAAGUGUUUGCUCUUCAUUUACUAAAUGAUUGUACACUCAAGUUUUUCAUCAAAAUAAAACUCCAUUGUUUUAAUGUUUCUGA
Messenger RNA from Jaculus jaculus (lesser Egyptian jerboa), 2383 nucleotides. RefSeq names its product BTB domain containing 10 (gene Btbd10). Lineage: Eukaryota; Metazoa; Chordata; Mammalia; Rodentia; Dipodidae. The record is from RefSeq and is a predicted model, not a curated record. Gene Ontology annotation, molecular function: protein binding. The coding region runs from base 149 to 1576 and encodes 475 amino acids. The transcript is spliced from 9 exons. Gene Ontology annotation, cellular component: cytoplasm. Gene Ontology annotation, biological process: positive regulation of phosphorylation.